Molecule: messenger RNA, 5090 nt
Organism: Scophthalmus maximus (turbot)
Lineage: Eukaryota; Metazoa; Chordata; Actinopteri; Pleuronectiformes; Scophthalmidae
Gene: tgm8
Product: transglutaminase 8
Exons: 15
Coding region: 1057-3609 (850 amino acids)
Biological process (GO): peptide cross-linking
Molecular function (GO): protein-glutamine gamma-glutamyltransferase activity
Source: RefSeq, a predicted model, not a curated record
CACACGAGGUCGGUCCUCAUGUGACUAUAUUUAACUCAUAUGAACAGAGUUAUGGACAAUAUGUUCAAUUUCUGUGAAUGAGUUCUCUUAAAUAUUACACACUAGCUUUAAAGGGGCAGUGCGCGAUUUUCCUUCUCUGACUGAGAUGCGGCUCUUUCUUGUCCAGAUUGAGUCGUUCUGCCGAACGUGAGGCGACUCGUUUGUCUUUUGUUGGGUUUCAAGUUUCAUCUGAUCGGCACUUUGGAAGAGAAUUGUGACAUCGUAAGAAACAUGAGAUGAGAAAGAUUUUUAUUUUCCUUUUGUCAUUCGAGAAUAAAGUGGAACUGUUGAGAACAAAGUCAAACUAAAUCACAUGAAGAAUAUUUGAGCAAUUUCGAAAAUAAAGUGGAAUUUUUGGUCUUUUUGGUUUUACAAAUUUGGUUCCCUCAAAGCAGCUACAGUUUCACGUUUCUUCUCUUUCUGAACAGACAGCGAACUCUCCCGGGAGCCGACGCAUCUCGACACUGUUCAUGAGCCGCAGCUCGUGAUGAGUCGUUACUAAAACUGAAUCUGAAGAGUAAUUUCGCCAAGUCACUGUACACCAGGCGUUUUGUGCACCGACGUCAGUAGUUUGAUCAAAUCUCUCGACUUCUAAUCUAGAAACUUUCCAUUUUUUUUUUCCAGAACUUUGACUUUAUCCUCCAGACGCAGCGCGUUUUUUCUCUUUUGCCUUUUCACCCUCGUGUUCUUCCGUAGAAUCCGUUCAGCUCUGAUGGAGCAGAACAGAGUCGUCCUCUGGACCUUCGUGGCAGGUACAGUAUGUGUUCACUUCAGUUUCUGUGUUUCAUCAUUUCAUUGUCUUAGUCACAAUAAUAAUUACUCAUUAUAACUGCUCUGAGGUGUUCCAGGUCGUCACGCAUGUUUCACAUGGGUUAGUUAGAAGAAAGUGGGCGGGGCUUGUCAGCAGGUACAUAUGAAGUCCAUCAGAGCGACUCACCUGUCGUCAGUGAGCUGCUCGCUGGCCAUCAGACGCUCGACUUCUGACAUCUGUACGAGAAGAGAGACGCCGCUGGAACCAUGACGGACGAGCUGGUUAAAGAAUCUAUCUUUCAGGGGGUGGAGCUCCACACUGAGACCAACAACACUGAACACCACACCAGUGAGAUCUCAGUGACGGAGCUGAUCGUGAGGCGAGGUCAACCCUUCACCGUGACCCUGCGACUGAGGCAACCCUUCAACCCCGACCGUCACCCGCUCACCGUCAUGGCGAUGGCCGGUCCAGAACCUCGCGAGGACUUCGGGACCAUGUCGUACUUUGGAAUCCCGCCCAGCGUUAGACCUUCAGCGAAGGCGUCGUGGAAGCUCGAGCUUCACAAGAACUCCGCCCCUCAUACGGGCGUCUUGCCUCUGAUCAUCACCCCCCCGGCCGACGCCCCCAUAGGAGAGUACAUCCUGACUGCCAGUCACCGGGACGAGGACACGUUGUUGGCGAGGCUGGUUGUGCUCUUUAACACCUGGUGUCCCGAGGACGGGGUGUUUCUGCCUGAUGAGGCGGAAAGACAGGAGUACGUGAUGAGCGAACAAGGAAUCAUCUACAAAGGAAGUGGAAACUACAUCAAUUCCCUGUCCUGGGACUUCGGACAGUUCGAGGACGACAUGGUAAAGAUUUGUAUGACGAUAUUGAACGUCAGCAACAACCACCUGGACAACCCAGCGGAGGACGUGUCCGCUCGCGCCGAUCCUACCUACGUCGGCCGCGUGGUCAGCGCCAUGAUCAACUCUCAAGACGACCACGGCGUCGUGUACGGGAAGUGGGGAGGUUCGUAUGUUGGCGGGAGAUCGCCGUCCCACUGGAGCGGCAGCCACGCCAUCCUCAAGCACUGGCUGAAUAUUAACUGCCACCCGGUCAAGUUCGGCCAGUGCUGGGUGUUCGCUGGCGUGAUGUGUUCAGUGAUGCGUCUGUUCGGCAUCCCCUGCCGCGUGGUCACCAACUACUCGUCCGCCCAUGACACCAACAGCAAUCUGACCAUCGACGUGUACCACGCCGACUACGGGGUCCGAGAGAGAGAAUCCCCGGACAGUGUUUGGAACUUCCACGUGUGGGUGGAGGGGUGGAUGAAACGUCCCGACCUGGCGGUCGAUGGAAAGUUUGACGGCUGGCAAGUUCUGGAUCCGACACCGCAGGAGAUGAGCAACGGUAUCUUCUGCUGUGGUCCGGCUUCAGUCAAAGCCAUACAGAGCGGGGACGUCAACCUCAAAUAUGACGUCCCGUUUGUCUUCGCUGAGGUCAAUGCCGACUGCGUCGACUGGCUGGUCAAAGCUGACGGUUCAAAAUUGAAAAUCUUCUCCGACACCAAGAAAGUCGGUCAGAACAUCUCCACCAAGUCUGUUGGCUCCAAAAAGAGGAGGAACAUCACCGACAACUACAAGCACCGGGAGGGAUCAGAGAAGGAGAGGAAUGUGUUCAAGUACGCCCUCACCAGGGACUUCACCAUAGAUGAGGAGGAAGAGGAGAAUGAAGUGGAAGAGGAGAACGAGGAGGCGAUGGAGACCUCCGAUGGUACGGGUGCGGCGACAGGGGAGAACGAGGAAGCGACGGGGACCUCUGGAGGUGCAGUUGCAGCGACUGGUACCUCUGGAGGUGCAGUUGCAGCGACUGGUACCUCUGGAGGUGCAGUUGCAGCGACUGGUACCUCUGGAGGUGCAGUUGCAGCGACUGGUACCUCUGGAGGUGCAGGUGCAACAACUGGUACCUCUGGAGGUGCAGGUGCAGCGACUGGGACCUCAGCAGGUGCAGGUGCAGCGACUGGUACAGUGACUGGUACCUCUGCAGGUGCAACGACUGGGACAUCUAGAGGUGCGGGUGCGGCGACUGGUACCUCUGCAGGUGCAGGUGCAGCGACAGGGACUUCUAGAGGUGCGGGUGCAGCGACGGGGAACUCUGGAGGUGCAGGUGCAGCGACCCCAGACAACAUUCCUCUACUACCAGUGUCCUUGCGAUUCAGAGAGGUGUCCAAGCCGCUGAACGGUAAGGACGUGAAACUGGAUCUGGUGCUGCGGAGCGAGAGCCGCGUCGCCCGGCCGCUGUCCAUCAACAUCAGCGUCCAGGCCAUGAGGUACAACGGCUCGGCGGUCGCUCACAUCCAGACCGAGGUGAAGGAGGAGAUCCUGCAGCCGGGGAAAGGUCUGUCCAUCCCCGUCCUGGUCCUGUUCUCGGCCUACCACAAACACAUGGUGCAGUGCGACAGCGUGAAGGUCUCGGCUGUGGUCACGGACAAGGAGAAUCCAGACGACGUUUAUCUGGCUGAGAGCGAUGUGGUGCUGCUCGACCCGCCCCUGUCCAUCAUUGUUUCCGGUCCGGUGAGACUGAACCACGAGACGAGCGUGGAACUGAUCUUCAAGAACCCGGCGAACGAGACGCUGACGGACUGCGAGCUGACGGUGUCGGGGAGCGGCCUGUUGAGGGACGAGACCCCGUGGAAGCUCCCGGAGCUGCAGCCCAAAAAACAAUUUCGUAUCAAGGUGUUCUUCGUUCCGUACAAGAAAGGAGAGAAGACGCUCAUGGCCGUCAUCGACUGCUCCACCUUCAGAGACAUCAAGGCCACCUACACCGUCACCGUCGCGCCGUAGAAAACAACGGAGCAACGGAGUCACGUUACUUUUACUGGGAAACAAAAUGUCACAUACAGUAACUACAUGUCAGACUGGUUCCAUUUACUUUGACUUCAUUCAGUGACUUUUGCAAAAGCAAUAAAAUGCAGGUUACGUGGCCCUGAAGUGCAGAUCACACAACGGCAAAUCAAAAAAACACAAAUCGAAAAGCACAACAGCAAAUAAAGAAGUAACGGCAAAUCAAAAAGUUUCUGUUUCUGUUUUGCUGUUGUGUUUUUUGAUUUGUGGUUGUGUUUUCUUGUCGUUGUGAUUGGCACUUCAGGGCCACCGUAGGGUUCAGGGUGCAGACAAGCAGCUUCUCAACAAUCUUCUCGUCCGAACUUUCCUCAGAAGAAACCGCAGCUCUCUUGCUGCAAUGCAUUAUGGUCUAUGUUGUUGCUAGGGUAGUUUUUUUUUUAAUCUGAAGACCAAAGUGAUUCAGUGGAAAGACGAUAUUUUAAAAAACAAUCCUCACAAGCGGUGCUGGUUCUGUCAGAAGAUGAAAACACGUCCGCUCUCUUUCCUCUGAAAUAGAAACCUGACAACUGGAGCGCUCUGGCCCGUGAGGCCUUCAAGACUGUGGAAAAGACUCGUGGAAACGGGGUUUUCACCUCAGCAGUGAAGCAGGUCGUCCCUUGAAGGUGGAAACUUCUAAAGAUUCACUUCCUUGUUCAGCUGGUCAACUGCUGCUGCGUGACUUUUUAUCCCUCCAGUCAUUUUUCAAUACUUUACAAUACUAUACUAUUUGUACAGAACGGCAGGAGGUUUCUGCUCCACUGGAUGUCAGGGUUCAUACACCUUUUCCAAAGUCAAAUUCAAGCACUUUUUCAAGCAUUUUCAAGCUUCUCCAGCACCUUACAGCUGUGGUAAAUUACAUAUUUUCCCACGAAUAAAUAUGUUUAAAGAGAUGGUAUAAUGCUAUUAACAACCAAGAUUGUGUUUUCGUGAUAACAGAAGGGUAAGAAAUGAAAGGACACAUGCGAGUUAUAUGGUUUAAAAUGUGUCAUGUUUGAAGCUACAAUUGAAGCAUGAAAAUGCUUGCUUCUAAAUUCAAGCACUUUUCAAACCUUGAAAACACAACUUUCAAAUUCAAGCAUUUUUAAGGAUUUCAAGCCCCCGUACGAACCCUGUCAAUGGGUUUUCUCAGUUCACACAUUUUAAACUGCUUCUUGGUCGUCGUUGCUGUUUUAUUUCUUCUACGAUGGACGCGUUAUUCUGUUUUGGAUGUUUACAGUUUUUACAGUGUUAAUGUUUCAUGUUGUUGCUAUUUUCCAUGAGGCUUUGCUGCAAAAAGAAUUUUCCUGUUGUGGAACAAUAAAGAUGUUGAGCUGAAAUGCAGUUAUUCAAAUUCUGUUUGAGACGUACUGUAUGAAGAACAAUGUAACACUGACGGGAGCGCUUGCAUAGUCACACUUCAUUUCUCAUUGGUCUGUUAUUUCUGAAUAAAAUCUUUAAAUUUA